CAAUAUCAUUUAUGGCAAUGCCUCUUGGAAUCUUUUAGCUCUAAAGAUGACCCAAACGCAUACAAAAUAUUGUAUGCACACAAAAAGUGGUUCCAAACUCAGCUUUGCCAGAAACAACCCGUUGAAUCUAAUCGAAUUUAAAAUUCAUUUGUCCUUUUCAAUCAAAUUUCCGAAGUGAUUCUAUGCGAAUAUCUCGUUAAAUAGAACAAAUCCUAUGAUAGGAUUCCUAUGAAGCCAUUGUUUUAUACUUUUAACGAUAAAGAUAAGCUGAACAGGAGCAACAAAGUUUCAAUUUUGCAUUCAUUUAAAAAAAUCUUUCUCCGUUGUAAUCAAUUCUGAAAGCACUGAUUAGCCUAAAUUAUAUUAAAUUGAAUCGAAUUUUAUUAAAGACCAAAUACUACGAAAAAUUGUCUCAUUUGAAUCGAUUAUGGUAUUCAACAUUAUGUUUGUUUAGGUUAUAAUCGCUUUUGAGUUGAGUGAAAAUUUCGAUCUGUCAAAAUGAAUUAUGUUCGCCCGCCCAAUAUUCACUCACACAACAAUCAAAUACACAGCACUCACAAAAUUUUUCAAUGUUUACAUAAAUAUUGACAUUCAAGAACACUUAUACAAUUGUGACUGAAAACGAUAUCAUCGGCACAUUUAUUCAGAUCACAUCAACCGUCGCAGUCACAGCAUCAACUAUAACCACAUUGUCACCGAAAACGUUAACAUUUCGUGAGUCUCUCAUUUAUUGCGAGUAUUUGAAUCGAAUCGUCGAUAGAAAAUUGUCAACCUCGUUGGAUAAGAACCAACUGCGCAAAAGAAAACAUACAUUUUGAAGUGUUUUUAUCUAAAGAUGCCGUCUGCCCCACCAAGCCAUUUUUCACUCCCAUCUCUACAAGACGUGGAAAGCAUGGAAUCGCCCGUGUAUCGCAUAGGAGCUAUCCUGGAAAGAUUUCGGCGCAGGGUGGAAUCGUUGCUGGCUAUGGUGGAAAAGUUUCGUUCUCAGAUAGAACAGCGUCAGAUUAAGUUUCGAUCGGCCAAUGCCAAAGAUUGUAACAUAAGGGCUGAAGCAGCACUCCAAAAAUUGGAUGAGCUGACGCAACCAAUGUCAUCGGUGUGGCAGAAUCUACUCGAGGUAUUUAAACGCUUGAAAGCAAAUGUCAGAAGGUGUGAAGUAGAUGAACUCUUCAGACGCCAGGAUGAGUUCGAAUUGCUGAUAUUGGGCGUGAGUGAAGCCACCGACCGCUUCAUGGAUUGGUUUAGAGAUGAAGGAGCUACCAUUGAUGUUUGUGAAGAAGUUGAAGUAUCGAACGAUCGCCCAGAACCACAUCCAAAUGAAUAACACACAUCCAGGCACAUUUAAUUCGCCUCUCUCUCCUUCUCUAUGGGUCAAGGAUCUUUUUUAAGUUUACCGUCAGAAUAUCUCCAUUAAUUAAAUUGUUAGUUGAUUUGAUUCCGUGAAACAUUGACGAUCUGCAUCAGCUGCAGUAGAAACACUCAAAUGUUGUUCUCCGCAUUUUAAAUGGUCAAAAAUCAAGGAACAUUGUAAAGCUUAUCAUCCUAAAAUUAUGUACUUUAGUGUUGUCGAAUUGGAUAUUCAUUAUUCAUACCGAUUUGGAUUAGAUUCCCACAAUAAAACGACACAUUUUAACCAAAAAUCAUGUUUUAAAACCGACGGAAUAAAUCCAACCGAAUUAUAAGAGAAUUCAAAAUGUUUUGAUUUGUUUUGUUUAAUCAAGACAGUAUUUUGUCAUUUCCAAUGGCAAAUAUAAACUUAAAACGGGCAACACCGUAUAAAUUGUGCAUCAAAUUUUUGAAUCAGUUCCAAUUGUAGUAACUGAUGUCAAAUUUGUAAGUGAAGCCAUCUAAAUCAAAGCCGUAAUUGAAUCAAACUUUAUUAAAAACCAAACUCAACUAAAAAA
Sitodiplosis mosellana (orange wheat blossom midge) is the source of this 1904-nucleotide messenger RNA. RefSeq lists its product as uncharacterized. NCBI's taxonomy places the organism in Eukaryota, Metazoa, Arthropoda, Insecta, Diptera, Cecidomyiidae. The transcript is spliced from 3 exons. The coding region runs from base 836 to 1324 and encodes 162 amino acids. The record is from RefSeq and is a predicted model, not a curated record.